UCGUCUCCAAAAAAUUGAGUGCUAGUAUGAGUUUAAGUCGGUUCGAUUCACCUUGGAGUAGUCUCUAUUUUUAAUCCCUUUAUUUCAAUUUUAAGAGAGAUUUCAACAAAUGUCCCGUGAAUCAACGUUGUCUUCUUAUUUUCAUCCCAUUUUCCUGGACGGAAUGCUAGGGGCCAUGCCGCUUAUCGUAUUUUUUUUCAACAUUAAAACUGCACAGCGUAUAUACAUGUUCUCAUAGGAUUGUAUCGUACCGCGGGCGGAACUGAGAACCUCCGGACAAGACUCUUCUUUCCUCCGGGGAACAUUAACAAUUAACAACUUCACGAAAUUCCAGGACUGAAAUGUUCCUACCGCGGGAAAGAUGCACGUUCAUACCAGCGAUCCUCCUCAUUUCCUCCCUGGCAAUCUCACCUGUCUUUUUACAAUCUGUAACUCUCUUCAAAAACAAGAACUUCGAUGGUCCUAAAUGCGAUAUCCAGGUCCAAGGAUGCAAACCGGUUUGUCCUGAAUUGAAGAGCCAGGCUUCAUCUUUACAAAUGACUGCCAACUGCGCUAAUUUCUACCGACGGGAAGGCUGUACAGCCUACAUGGGCACUUGGAGCUCGAACAUGGGUGAAAUUAAGAACUUGAAGCACAAGGAGUCCCAGGAUUCAAUCAUGUCCGUCGGGGACUGCAGCAAGCCAAUCCCGGAAAAUACCGUUACUUUUUACCAGCAUAAGCAUUAUCACGGGAAGAGCUGCACCUUACAGGUGAAUGAGGGCUGCCAACCCAUGUGUCCGGAAUUGGACAACCUAGCUUCGUCCGCAGAGGGAAACGCCGCCUGCAUCGAAACAUACGAUGAUCCGAACUGCCACCGUUACGUGGGUGAUUUAAUUGAUUUCAAAAUUGGGGGCUACAGAAACUUUGAAGAAUGGCCUAAGGUAUCUUACGGAUUUUAUCAAGACAAAAUCUCCUCCGUUAAGUUGUGCUCGAUGAACAGGACCGCUACAUUCUACGAAAGCACUUAUCAAGUAGGGAAAUUUUGCACCAUACCGUUAAAUAAAGGCUGCCAACCGAUGUGCCCCGAACUUAAAAAAGAAUUUCAUUCUAUGAAUGCGACAAAUAGUUGCGUUAGGACAUGGUCAGAACCCAACUGCAAAGGAGAAAAGAAUGAAUACCUUCCACCCGUGAAUCGCCAUUAUCACUAUGCAGCCUCUGUCGAGGACUGUGUAGACACGGAUCAGGACAAACUUCCAACGAGACUGGAUCUCAGGCGACCUGAUAUCUGGAAUUGAAAACAAUCAGCGAACCAUGAAAAGUGUAACAUUAAGAGAAGUUGAGAAUAAUUAUACAUGGUGUGUGUUUAA
Molecule: messenger RNA, 1346 nt
Organism: Bemisia tabaci
Lineage: Eukaryota; Metazoa; Arthropoda; Insecta; Hemiptera; Aleyrodidae
Source: RefSeq, a predicted model, not a curated record